Messenger RNA from Syzygium oleosum, 1191 nucleotides. Its product is annotated as protein GLUTAMINE DUMPER 1-like. NCBI's taxonomy places the organism in Eukaryota, Viridiplantae, Streptophyta, Magnoliopsida, Myrtales, Myrtaceae. The coding region runs from base 143 to 595 and encodes 150 amino acids. The record is from RefSeq and is a predicted model, not a curated record. Gene Ontology annotation, biological process: regulation of amino acid export. The transcript has a single exon.
UUUUUCUUUGUACGUGGUGUUUCGUUUGUUUUCUUCUCUCUCUUUUCUCACGAGUCCCACUUUCCUUCUUCUCAUUUACUUCUCUCUGCACACGUAUAUCCCUCUCUGCUCCCCCUUUCCAUUUAUCGCUUCAACAUCGACAAUGGCGUCACAGCAGUCACCGUGGCACUCUCUUGUGCUGUACUUGUUUGAAGGCCUGGCAUUAAUGCUGGGGAUCAUAGGCUUUGCUCUCUUGAUAUUGGCCUGUUCCUACUGGAAACUCUCCUGCAAUUCGAGGAACACCCAAAGAGAUGAAGAAAACAGGGUGAAGCAAAGACGAGCGAUGGAAAAAGGGCACAAUAAUGCUGUGGAGGUGUAUGAAGAGAAGACAAUGGUGAUAAUGAUUGGCAAUAAGACACUUUCCUCGCCACGCCUAUCUAGCAAAGGCCCUUCUUUUGGUGAUUCUCAAGGCAACAAUAAUGGCGAUGGUCAGAGCUUCGUUGCAAAGGAUGAGAAGGAAGACAAUUUCGACAAGACCAAAGCGGUUAAUAACAUUAACAAUGAUGAUGAUAAUGAUGAUGAUGUUGGCAAUCAUGCUGUUCACGGUCAUAACUAAGAGAUGAAGAUGCAAGCACUCCAACCUUCGACCGGCGAGGAUGACAAGCUUCAGUCGAAAGCCUCUCCAACCGAGGAACUCUCCGACUACUCUUCCCGUCGACAACCAGCCAAAACCGAAACCAAAGCCAAAGCUUGAGAGGAUUGGAAUCGAGAUCUCGCCAAUGCUCUUCAAGUCAGACAAGGAGAACCGCUGUCCCACGCCGCCGCGACUCCUCUGGCGAAGGUGGAGCAACUAGAUGUGUCUCUCGCAGAGGAGUUGAUCGUGAUGAGGAAGAAGCUAGAGAGGCUGAGGGUGGAGAGGGAGAGGACGGAGGUGAUAAGAAGAGGCACACGUUCUUAGCGAUGAAGAUGAGGGAGGUCGAGGAGAGAGGCGAGGUCUAGAAGCUGCUUGAGAUCGAGGUCGAUCGGAAUACGAAUGGAAGCACUCAAGCUUACGCUCUUGGAAUCGAUGACGUGGAGAUGAUUUUGAGCCUGAUUUUGUGGAGAUUUGCCGACUGAGAAAUUCUAGGGUGUUUGUGUUCUUUUUUAGUUGAAUGCGAGAGCAUUGCCGAUUCCAUCAAGAGAUCUCAGAUCAGAUACCAACAAAGCUAAAAC